AGUGUGGGCAGCUGAGUCUAGUGACUUGGGGUCUGGCAGAGAAAUGAGGGAAGCGCUUGCUGUGGGCCCCAACUUAGAAUUUCUUAUCAGCGUCAGAGCUGGAGGCCUCGAUUUUAUUAAAAAAAGAAAUCACAAACAUCACUCGCACGAGUGAAGACGCAGAGCGGAAGGCCCGUUUAGUCCGGUUAAGAAGAGGGUCCGCCAGGACCUUGGGUCCCGGAGUAAAAGACUUCGGUGUUCCUCAUGGCCUUCUAGAGUAGAAAGACAGAAUCGCUGUCGCCAUGAUCUGGACACAUAUGACGCUGGCCUUGCUGAGGCCUGGCUUAGCGAGUCUAGAGAAGAAUCUCAACCGUUUGGAGGAGUGUUUUUGCCGAGGGGAGCCAUGGCGGCUGCGCACCGGAAGCGGCGCGCCGGAAGAGCGGAGGGCGUGGCGGAGAGCCUGGCGGAGACGUGUCUAACUGGGAUACCUGGAGGCUCUUCCCCGGGUGUCGGGAACCGGACGGCUGUGCCCAGUCCACCUGCACUUCGUGGGCCCAGCAAAGCAGCGUGGGGCGGCGGCGGCGGAGGCUCAGGCUGGGAGCGGAGGCCGCCGGGGGACCAGCCAUGGCCGAGUCGGUGGAGCGGCUGCGGCAGCGGGUUGAGGAACUGGAACAAGAACUCGCCCGGGAGAGGAGCCGGCAGGUCUUGGGCGGCCGGACCCGCAUCGAGAAGAUGAGCUCCGAGGUGGUGGACUCCAAUCCCUACAGCCGUCUGAUGGCCUUGAAACGGAUGGGAAUUGUCAGUGACUAUGAGAAAAUCCGUACUUACGCUGUAGCCAUAGUAGGUGUUGGUGGAGUUGGUAGUGUGACUGCUGAAAUGCUGACAAGAUGUGGCAUUGGUAAGUUACUGCUCUUUGACUAUGACAAGGUGGAACUGGCCAACAUGAAUCGACUUUUCUUCCAGCCUCAUCAAGCAGGACUGAGCAAAGUGCAAGCAGCCGAGAACACCCUGAGGAGCAUUAACCCUGAUGUUCUGUUUGAAGUUCACAACUACAACAUCACCACAGUGGAACACUUCGAACAUUUCAUGAGUAGAAUCAGCAAUGGUGGACUAGAAGAAGGGAAGCCCGUUGACCUGGUUCUUAGCUGUGUGGACAACUUCGAAGCUCGAAUGGCAAUAAACACAGCUUGUAAUGAACUUGGUCAGACGUGGAUGGAGUCUGGGGUCAGUGAAAAUGCAGUUUCUGGGCACAUCCAGCUCAUGAUCCCUGGCGAGUCGGCUUGUUUUGCGUGUGCGCCACCGCUCGUAGUCGCUUCAAACAUCGAUGAGAAGACCCUGAAACGAGAAGGUGUCUGCGCAGCCAGUCUUCCCACCACCAUGGGAGUCGUUGCAGGGAUCUUAGUACAAAACGUAUUAAAGUUUCUGUUACGUUUUGGCACCGUCAGUUUCUACCUUGGGUACAAUGCAAUGCAGGACUUUUUCCCUACCAUGUCCAUGAAGCCAAACCCUCAGUGUGAUGACAGAAACUGCAGGAAACAACAAGAAGAACACAAGAAGAAGGCCGCGACACUGCCCACACCGGAGGCUGCGCCAACAGAGGAGGAAGAGAUCGUACAUGAGGACAACGAGUGGGGUAUUGAGCUGGUGUCUGAAGUUUCAGAAGAGGAACUGAAGAACUCUUCAGGUCCCAUUCCCGUCUUACCCGAAGGAAUUACAGUGGCAUACACAGUCCCAAAGAAGCAGGAGGAUUCUGUUUCUGAAGUAACAGUGGAAGAUUCUGGUGAAAGCUUGGAAGAUCUCAUGGCCAAGAUGAAGAACAUGUAGACAGUGGGCUGGCAUUUGCUUUAUUUUCUGUGCUCAUUCUAUUCCCUUGCAGUUAAAACAAAAAACAAAAAACAAAAAAACUAAUAAACCUAGGGCCGCCUUAACUGGCAUGUGAGUCUUCACCGAGUGUCAUGCUAUAUGGAACACUAGUGGUUGCUUCUGGCUUCCCUGUACAACGGAAUCAGUAGUGCUCCUACAGAAAGGAGAGGGAGGCCAAUCCCAUUCCAUAGUUUCCUUGACAGUAAUCCCCUGUCUAUGGACUGAGGUCCUGGACUGUACAGAUGGAGGAUGAGAUCUUUAGCCUGGCAGCUGUGGCUAGCAAGUGUCUGAGCAUCCGAAUGGCUUCCUACCAGUUACCCACUAGUACUAAUCUGACCAGGAGUGACUGUUGACAGUCAGCCUAUAGAAUAAACAUCCCUUCAGAUGUUUCUCGUGAGAUACAAGUAGAAUAUCUUCAUUGGCAUGUCUAAGUGAGUUAAAGAUUUAAGACGGGCUGGAGAGAUGGCUUAGUGGUUAAGAGCACUGACUGCUCUUCCAGA
Molecule: messenger RNA, 2342 nt
Organism: Onychomys torridus (southern grasshopper mouse)
Lineage: Eukaryota; Metazoa; Chordata; Mammalia; Rodentia; Cricetidae
Gene: Uba5
Product: ubiquitin like modifier activating enzyme 5
Exons: 12
Coding region: 604-1803 (399 amino acids)
Biological process (GO): protein ufmylation
Cellular component (GO): cytoplasm; cytosol
Molecular function (GO): UFM1 activating enzyme activity
Source: RefSeq, a predicted model, not a curated record